AUGAGGAUGAUACCCACAAGUGCCGCAGUCUUCUUCGCCGCAGCAGCCAGCCUGCUGCUGGGACCUGUGCUGGCCAUCGGCAGCUCACACCCUGGCCCCUAUAUCAUGCGUACACAUGACCUUAAACCGGACGACGCCGUACAAUGGCAUGCAGUACAAGACACCGCGGCGCCUGCAGCCUUCAUGGGGCACCAAGUCGGCCACAAGACGGACAACGAGGAGGGCACUGAGGGGUCGCAAGCCACAGCACACCAGCAGAUCCUCACGCAUCAGCCCCAAGGCGACUACGAGUAUUCCACCGUGGAGAGCACGCCGCUGGACGGCGGGCCGGAGCUGCAGCCGGAGCUGAAGAGGUCGGAGGAUGGGGGCGAGGGAACGGGAGCGGUGCUUCUGAGGAGGGAAACCAGCGCGGCGCCGACGGUGUUUGGCGUCAGCAUCUGGCUGAUCAUCGCGUGGCUGGGCCUGCUGUACCUGAUGUAUAAGACUGGCUCGAUGUUCUAG
This is a messenger RNA of Diaporthe citri, 501 nucleotides long. RefSeq lists its product as uncharacterized. NCBI's taxonomy places the organism in Eukaryota, Fungi, Ascomycota, Sordariomycetes, Diaporthales, Diaporthaceae. The coding region runs from base 1 to 501 and encodes 166 amino acids. The transcript has a single exon. The record is from RefSeq and is a predicted model, not a curated record.